AUGUCCUUUCCAGCUCCUUCUCGCCAUGCUUUACCCCCCAAAUUCCCCAUUAUCUGGCAGGAUGAUGUCAGAUAUGAUCUUGCGCGAAUCGGGCGUGUUUUCAACCACCGCCGACCAUCACGGUACCCGAUUGCGGUGGUACAGCCGACCAACCAGGACCAUGUUGUCGAAGCUGUGCUCCUGGCCACGAAGCUUGGAUGCCGCAUAUCGAUCCGAUCUGGAGGCCAUAGCUGGGCUGCUUGGAGUGUCCGAGAUGAUGCCAUCCUGGUUGAUUUUGGAAAGUUUAACUACUUCCACGUGGAUGAUGCAACAGGGGUCGCGAGUGUGUCUCCAAAUAUGACCGGGAGGGUGAUUAACCAGCUUCUGGAGCCUCACGGGCGCUGGUUCCCUGGUGGCCACUGCCCAGACGUAGCAGUCGGAGGGUUUCUUUUACAGGGAGGCAUGGGGUGGAAUUGCAAGAAUUGGGGCUGGGCUUGCGAGAAAAUUGUUGCUAUCGACGUAGUGACAGCAGAGGGGAGAAAACUUCGAUGCGAUGAAAACCAGAAUACAGAUCUGUUCUGGGCAGCGCGAGGAGCUGGGCCAGGCUUCCCUGCUAUUGUUACGCGCUUCCAUUUGCAAACCUUGCCGCGAUAUUCGCAUGUGAGAGACUCUACAUUUGUCUAUGGAAAGGAAAACUAUCGGGCAGCUCUCAACUGGGUGAUAAAGCUCUCCCCUACUUUUGAUGCCGAUACCGAAAUUGCAGCUAUUGGCAGUUACGUCCCAGGACUCGAGGGUGUUCAAACCAUAGUCCGCUUUACCACCUUUAAGAAUAGCCAAGAAGAAGCAGAAACCGCACUGGAGCCCGCUCAUGCCUCUGCCCCUCCCGGCGCCAAUAUCACUGCACUGUGCACCGAAACCUCGUUGUCAGACCAGUACGACUUACAACACGCCGCAAACCCAGAGGGCCACAGGUAUCGAGUUGACAAUUGCUACAUAAGGAACGAUGCUGAUGUCGCCUCAGUCAUGGAAAAUGCUUUUGUGGACCUACCAACCAAGAAGAGCUUUUCGCUUUGGUACUCCAUGGCACCGUGUUCACGGAAAGAUCGUGACGGGGGCUCCGUGCAAAACAUGGCGCUAUCAAUGCAAUCGGACCAUUACUUUGCCGUUUACGCCGUUUGCGAAUCUCCCACGGGAGACAAAGAUUGUGCAGACUGGGUUCGCGGCAUCAUGGUCCCGGCUUCGAAACAAUCCCCAGGAGCAUAUCUGGGCGACGCUGACUUCCAGGAGCGUGUUUCGAUGUACUGGAAUAAUGAAAAUGCACAGAAUCUCAUUCAUGUUAUUAGCAAAUGGGACCCUCGAGGACUAAUUGCCGGCUAUCUUAACAAAGGCGAUACCGGUAGUGUCGAAGGGCUUCGUGGUAUGGUCAAGUCUAGCUGGAGCUCAAAUCUGGCAUGA
Messenger RNA from Clonostachys solani, 1434 nucleotides. The record is from the annotation of a GenBank genome assembly. NCBI's taxonomy places the organism in Eukaryota, Fungi, Ascomycota, Sordariomycetes, Hypocreales, Bionectriaceae.